AACUACUGUACGCUCGACUACUUUCCGCUCGAACGAAGCACGAGUUAAAAUUGCAGUCAGAAGGCCUACAGUAUAUCAUUAUCAGUAUCAUCAGAUUUUUUGCUAGGCAGGUAAUUCAUUUUCAUAUUCCUAAAUUAAGGCUACGGUCUGCCAAGCAGAGAAGCAGGUUAGGCUAGGUUCGACCCAAGCAGCGCGGCACCAACCAAAACACCGGUGAUCCUGUUGUUGCAGUAUACGGUCCUGCUGUACUAAAUACCACUGGAACUGCAGAUUUAUCAUCAUGCGUCUCGUCAUCUUGGACAGCUAUGACAAAGCAAGUGAAUGGGCUGCUAAGUAUGUCCGCAAUCGCAUACUGGAAUUCAAUCCUGGACCUGAUAGGUAUUUCACACUUGGCUUACCAACAGGAAGUACUCCUAAAGGAAUGUAUCAAGUCUUAAUUGAAUUUGUCAAAAAUGGAGUCUUGUCAUUCAAGUAUGUUAAGACAUUCAACAUGGAUGAGUAUGUUGCAUUUAAUGAGCCUGGAUCAAGUCUGGUGUCUCGGACACGUGUUAAAACUCUAGCUCAAGACACCAUUAUUGCUAACUCCCGGUUCUUUGGUGGAGAUAUUUCAAAAGUACCUACCAUGGCAUUGACUGUUGGUGUUGGAACUGUUAUGGAUGCAAGAGAGGUGAUGAUAAUAAUCACAGGUGCUCACAAGUCUUUUGCAUUAUACAAAGCAAUUGAGGAAGGUAUCAGUCACAUGUGGACAGUAUCCGCAUUCCAGCAACAUCCACGUACAAUAUUUGUCUGCGAUGAGGAUGCCACACUAGAACUACGAGUAAAAACAGUCAAGUACUUUAAAGGUUUGAUGUACGUGCAUAACAAGCUUGUUGAGGAUAGCGAAGAUUAUCAAGAAGUGAAGAGACAGAAGAAGAAAUAAACUUCAUAUUAACACAUACAGUGACCUGACUGUUCUAUUGAGGUGCCAGUUUUAUACUCCAAACAUUAUGUUCACAAAUAUUUUAAAUAUUUCCAUAAUAUUAUACAUUCCAAAGUGUGCUAAACAUAUAACAAAUAAUACACUCAAUUAAAACAUUGAAGUUUAUUUUUUAGUUUUUUAGCUUAACCUAAAAGGAUCAGUGACAGAAGAUUAUGUUUAAUUAUUAGUGUCUGAAAUGAGUUGGGUGCAGCACUUGCGUUUUGGGCUUCCAAACUAAAUGUCCGCAUCAUGAGGCCGGACACUUGUUGGUACUUGGGUAGGAUACUUUAUCUGUUGUUCCUUGCCAUCUAGGGUAUGUGGAGGAUGAUACGCCGACUGCUAGCUUAUAUUAAUAAAAAUGAUUUAUUAUUUUACUCCCCUUGCAAACAUUCAAUAUUUUGACUACCUUCUAUGUAUGAUGGACGUGACAAUAAUGUCAAACACAGCCAUUAGAUGAUGAUACACUAUUAAGAAUUUUUUUUUUGUAAUUGGUCAUAAGAAAUUUACAACUAUUCUCAGUGUUAGACCUUGUGCAGAAUUUUCCAAUUUCAGAAUUGGUCAUAUUUUUAAACAAAUAUAUUAUUGUGAUUUGAGUUUGGUGCUUAAUAAUAAAAAAGUGUCAUUUUUGUUCUUCGAAAAAUGUGAUGCUCUGGUGCUAUGACCAUCAAAACUGAUUGAAAGUAGAUAAAGGUAGGACAAUAAUCAUUAACUCCGAGUGUCAUUGUGCUGAAUUGCUUACAGUUGUGGGAGGUGACUACUGUACCAUCUGUAGAAAGAUACAGUACUUGGUAAUUUCAUGUUCACAUCAUUCCACAAUGAGCUGGAAUGAACCGGCCCCUCGGCCACUCUAAUAGACCGCUUGCAGUGUGUUUCAUUUGUGAUGAAUAUAGGACAAUUAUUAGUGUAAUAUUAGUGUACAAUCAUUGUUUCCAUGAUGAUUGCAUAAAUGUUUUAAACUAUUUUUUAUUUAGUACAGUAUACAUUUACAUGUUAUAAUUUCAGUAAACUAUUCUAUUUUUCGUAUGAAUAAAGGACAAUUAUUGAUAUACAA
Messenger RNA from Anneissia japonica, 2009 nucleotides. Its product is annotated as glucosamine-6-phosphate isomerase 1-like. Gene Ontology annotation, biological process: D-glucosamine catabolic process; N-acetylneuraminate catabolic process; N-acetylglucosamine catabolic process. Gene Ontology annotation, molecular function: identical protein binding; glucosamine-6-phosphate deaminase activity. Lineage: Eukaryota; Metazoa; Echinodermata; Crinoidea; Comatulida; Comatulidae. The record is from RefSeq and is a predicted model, not a curated record. The coding region runs from base 281 to 919 and encodes 212 amino acids. Gene Ontology annotation, cellular component: cytoplasm. The transcript is spliced from 6 exons.